AUGGACUUCGCUGACCAAGUGGAGACUGGUCAACACAGAAUCUCCCAAACACCCUUGUUGACGAGGCAUACCUCUGGUCUUCCCAACGCGCUGUACAUACUUUCUUUCGCUCCCCCUUGUCCUUCCCUUUUCAGAGACCCCAGAGGAUUCAUCCAUCACCCUUUCGUCUUAUAUGGAAUUGGUACGAUUUGCGCCCUCAUCGCGGGGGUGAGUCUGCCGGCGUUUGAUAUCGUGACUGGUUAUUGGACCAACGGAAUUAACAGUUCUGACACAUCAUUAAUCACAUCUCGAGGAAGUGAAACGGGUUGGAUCAUGACUAUAGUGGGAGUCGUUACAUUGAUUUCAUUUGCCACUUUUAUUACUUGCUUUCCCAUGGCAGGAAUUAAACUUUCGAACUUGUUGAGGGAAGAAUACCUCGCCGCAGCUAUUGUGCAAGAUCAGGCAUUCUACGACCGUAUCGGACCAGGAGAGGUCAUCACACGGGCCAGCAAAGAUAUCGACGGUAUCCGUACUGGAUUGGGAGAACGAUUGGGAUAUUUGACAUGGGCUAUCAGCACCAUCAUAACAGCUCUUGUCUCUGCGUUUGCACAUGCUCCGCGCAUGGCAGCAGUCCUUCUUGUCAUGAUCCCUCUCACCUUAGCAAUCUUUCUCUUCGCCGGAUAUCGCCUUGACAAGGUGACUGCAACGCGUGACGAGAUCGAUGGCAGGGCAGCGACGUUAAUUGAACAGGGGCUAUCAUCCGUACGAAUCAUCCAAUCUUUCAAUCUCGGGCCUCAACUUCUUUCAAAGAUGGAACAUGAUAUGUUCAAACCUCUCCGAUCCUUCGCCCUGAAAAUAACCGCUCUGAAAGGUUUGCAAUUGGGCGUUGCGUACGGCCUGGGGUUCCUGGUCUAUUCUUUGGGAAUAUGGUAUGGGAGUAUUUCAUUGACUCACGGUAGUGUGACCGUGGGAGAUGUCAUUACUACAAUAUAUAAUUACACAAAUCUAUUCUUUGCGUUCAGUGCCAUUGUACCUCAUCUUGUAGCGACCACUUCAGCUAUUCAUAGUAUCGGCAAACUCCGUACACAAAUCGAGCGUGUACCUCCCAUCGAUGUCCGAGACUCGUCUGGUAUCUGUUUCGAACAUCUCGCUGGCUGGGAGCCAUCCUUAGAUCUCGAUCAUGUCACAUUCGCGUACCCAGCACGCCCUACAAAAAAGGCCCUCGAUGACGUAACACUGUCCAUUCAGCCUGGUCAGUUCACCGCUUUUGUUGGACCCAGUGGGAGUGGGAAAAGUACCUUGGCGGCUCUUGUGCUAAGGAUGUACGAUCCCAUCACUGCUACCGAUAUAUCAGCACAAGACCGGGCCAUACUAGACCAAGUUGAGAAGACAGAAGAAGACGCACCAAAUAUCAUACCUGGCAGCGGAGUCGUGCGGUUUGCUGGUCAUGAUGUACGAGACCUCAACAUUACAUCCCUUCGCAGACAAAUCGCAGUGGUCCAACAGAAUCCUCAACUCGUUAGUGGCACUGUAUUUGACAAUGUCGCUAUCGGCCUCACUGGCACUGAUCUCGAUUAUCGGGGAGAUCUCGAUGACAAAUCCUCUGAAAGUCAAUCUCGCCUGAAAACGAUGCAUAAGCGUGUAGAGGAAGCUCUACGCAAAGCACAAGCCUGGGACUUUGUCUGUGAGCUACCAGACGGAGUCAAUACCGUCGUUUCGGCUGGUCGUACGGGAGUGCUGUCUGGCGGUCAAGUUCAACGCGUCGCCAUCGCUCGAGCCCUCAUCCGAAAUCCUCGGUGUCUUUUACUUGACGAAGCCACUUCGGCUGUCUCCGCAGACACUGAGAUCGAGAUACAAAAGGCUCUUCUCGCCGAGCAGGAGGACCGGGGAAUGACAUUGAUCGCCAUCGCGCAUCGAUUAUCAACUGUCGUAUCUGCCGACAAGAUCAUCGUCAUGUCUGCUGGUCGCGUCGUGCAAAGUGGGACUUACGAUGAUCUGUUAGAUCCGAGCUGUCCCGAUCAGACCUUCCGCUCCUUGGCCUUUCCGCAAGCAGUCGGCUCGGAUUCUCGCAAGAUUAUACCUUCAUCAACUAUUCACCCCAGUACUACAGCUGAUAUGGCUAAGGCAGCCACUUGUCAGCGAUCCGACAUCGGUAUCAGACCACUUCCUCCAGCAGCUCAGUCGGCGCAAACAGCAUUUCUCAGCGUCAAGUAUGUCUUCAGUUCGGCCAUCAUCCUGGGCGUGGUGGGUGGUUCCAUCUUCGUGGUGUCAGCGUGGUUAACAGGCCGUGCUAUCGUUGCGCUAAGCAUACCCGACUUUGCGUUGAUGCGGACCGCUGCGAACCGCUGGGCUCUGGGGUUCCUCAUCACUGCACUGGCUGGUUUCGUCAUCGUGGGCCUUCACGGGUUUGGCCUAGAGUACUGCGGCAACAAAAUCACAUCCGAACUCCGUCGAGAAUCUUUCCGGGCUUUGAUCAGACAGGAGAUUGGCUUCUUCGAGCAGAAAGACUCGGGAAGCGGCACAUUGACUGCCGCCAUCAGUCAACAUCCCGGAAACAUUGAAACUUUUAUUGGUCUCAUCCUCGCUCAAAUCAUCAGUAGUUCGUCCAACCUGAUCGCUACGCUAAUCAUGUCUUUUGUCCUCAAUUGGCGACUGGCAGUAAUGGCUCUACCAGCUCUUGCUGCCACAACAGGAUUUGGCUAUGUGAAUUACAAGUGUCAGGAAGCGUUUGAGGCCGGUCUUACGGGGAAUAUGGAUCAACAAUCAGAAUUCAUCAGCGAGGCAGUAAACACACUAUCCGUCACUUGCGCACUUUCCCGGGAAGCCGAAGUCAUACGCCAAUUUAGGGCAAAGUUCAUUUCAAAGCCUGUAAGCAACAAUUGGUUGCUCCGCUCUGCCGUGACAUUGGGCAUGUGUCAAGCUGUGAUGCACUUCUUCGCUGGUCUGCUCUUUUGGUGGGGCGCACAGCAGGUGGCAAAGGGCACUGUUCAACGAGCCGAUGUCUUCUCUGUCCUCGAGUCAGUGGUAAUCGCGGUGUAUAUUUCUGCGAGAAUCUUCACUUACACAGGAGAUUUCUCGCGUAUGAAGAACUCGCUCCAGAUCAUCAAUUCAUGGAUCACUCGAGAACCUCAAAUGAGCUAUCAUUCCAAGACCACCGAACACCCUGAAGCUAAAGCACUCCAAGGGAUUGAGUUUCGACCCAAAGUACUUGCACUUGCGGGUGUCAGUUUGCGAAUGGAUUCAAAUAAAGCCUAUGCUUUUUGUGGGACAAGUGGAGCGGGGAAAAGCAGUAUACUUGCCAUCUUGCAGCGUUUCUACGACAUCACCGCUGGUCGCGUUCUAAUCGAUGGGCAAGAUAUACGCGAAAUGCAGAUCGAUCAUCUUCGUGGUCAAAUGGGAUAUGUCAGUCAAGAGCCAAUCCUGUAUAGCAUGUCAAUAAGAUGGAAUCUUUGCUCAGGUUCACUUAACCCAGAAGAAGUAACAAAUGAUCAACUUGAGCUUGCCUGUCGUCAGGCAUGUGGUGGCCAGAAACAGAGACUAUGCAUUGCUCGAGCCCUUAUUCGUAAACCGAGAAUCCUUUUGCUCGACGAGGCUACGAGCGCACUAGAUGGCGAUAGUGAAGCGCAAGUACAGGAAGCUCUGGAUAAUGCUUCGAGAGGACGAAUCACAAUUCAUAUUGCUCAUCGCUUGUCUACCAUCCGGAAAGCGGAUUGCAUUUUUGUUAUGGAGCUAGGGCUGAUCGUGGAGUCUGGUAACCACGAGGAACUGGUCGCUAUGAAAGGAAGAUACCACGAGUUGGUGGAAACACAGCUCUGA
Molecule: messenger RNA, 3795 nt
Organism: Kwoniella shivajii
Lineage: Eukaryota; Fungi; Basidiomycota; Tremellomycetes; Tremellales; Cryptococcaceae
Exons: 13
Coding region: 1-3795 (1264 amino acids)
Biological process (GO): transmembrane transport
Cellular component (GO): membrane
Molecular function (GO): ATP binding; ABC-type transporter activity; ATP hydrolysis activity
Source: RefSeq, a predicted model, not a curated record